GGGGCGCGUGCUGCUCGCCUGGCUCGCGCCACUGGUCGUUGCCGGCUGGUGACAUGCUUGUGAGCUGCAGACGCUGCUGCCUCCAAGGUGUUCAAUAGAUUUACUCUUCAGUAAUUACGUAUAAUAGUCAUAUAGGUAUGGCGACUUUCCAGUCUUUCAGAAACAGUCAUAUGAAGACAAGAGCAUCUGUCAGAAAGAGCUUCAGUGAUGAUGUGUUCCAGUCUGUAAAAUCUUUAUUACAGAGUGAGAAGGAACUAUGCAGUAUUUCAGGAGAGGACUGUUUAAAGCAGAAUGAACAUGCCAAUUUAACUGAGGUCACAUUUCUGGGAUUUAAUGAAGAAACAGAUGCUGCGCAUAUACAGGAUUUAGCUGCAGUUUCUUUGGAACUUCCAGAUCUUCUGAAUUCACUUCACUUCUGCAGUCUAAAUGAAAAUGAAAUUAUUUGUAUGAAGGAUAUAAAUAAAUCAUCAGAUAUAAGCAGUGGUCUUUUAAAUCAGAGUCAUCAUUCUGGAAUGCUUUGUGUCAUGAGAGUGUCACCUACAUUACCAAGACUCAGAAUCGAUUUUAUCUUUAGUCUCCUAAGUAAAUAUGCUACUGGUAUACGAUACACCCUGGACACAUACUUGCAUCAGAAGCGCCAACUUGAGACCACUAAUGAAGAUGAUGAUGAUACUAACCAGUCCGUGUCUUCCAUAGAGGAUGACUUUGUCACUGCUUUUGAGCAGUUAGAAGAAGAAGAGACUUCAAAGCUAUAUAAUGAUGGAAUAAACAUUACUACACUGAGGAGCCAGUGUGAUGCUGCUUCUCAGACUCUUUCUGGUCAUCACUUAGAACCCCGUGAUUUAAAGAUUAUGGUUAGCUCUGGACAGCAGAAGUCAUUGGCUAAACCCUCAUCUUCUUUAAUAAAUGUUCUGGGACAGAAAGAACCACCUUCUGUGAAAACUUCAGUCACAACAUCAAUUUCAGAGCCUUGGAUCCAAAGAAGUUUCUAUAGGUCAUCUAAUGCUUCAGACAAAGGUAGUGAUACCCAGAAAACGUUUUUUUCUUCUUCUUCUCCUGCCUAUUCAUCUGAAUCUGAAUGCUCAAGUCCAAGUCCUGUUAUUUUCUUGGAUGAAGAGGGAUAUCAAAAAAGUUUAAAAGCAAAACUUGAGCUGCCUAAAAUUCCUGUGAUGAAAGAUGAUGUAGAGGAUUCAGACUCAGAAGUAAGUGAAUUUUUUGAUAGUUUUGAUCAGUUUGAUGAACUAGAACAAACUUCAGAGACUUCUUGUGUAUUUAUAAAAGAUCCUGUCAUAGGGAAGUCAUCUCAGAAGAAAGGACAUAAACAUGAAAAGUCUUGUAUGAAUCCUCAGAAAUUCAAGUUUGAUUGUCCAGAUCUUCCAGCUAACGUUAGGAAACCAACUCCUCGUAAACCAGAAUCUCCAUAUGGUAACCUGUGUGAUACUCCAGAUUCUCCUCGCCCUGUCAAGGCAUCAGGGGAAGAUAGUGGUUUGUUUAGCCCUAUUCGAUCCUCCGCUUUUAGUCCUCUUGGAAGCUGUACUCCUGCUGAAUGUUUUUGUCAAACAGAUAGUGGUGGAGAUAGGAUUCAUGAAAAUCAUGAUUCUAUUUAUUACACCUAUGAAGAUUAUGCAGAUAACAUUUCAUGUGAAGUACUAGGCUCAGUUCUUCAUGCCCAACAUUCUGAUUCAAUGUCACACGUUAAUAGUACUGAAAGAGGAGAAAGUAAAACUGUGCCUUUUAAGCAUGGAAGCCUUGAUCAUGAAGAUAAACCUAAAAAUAAAUCUUCAGUGAUUAAAGAUAGCAUUCAGAGAUUUGCAUCAGAUCUGGUGGAAAAAAGUUUUGGCAGUGCAUUUAAAGACUUACAGAAAGGAGUCUCUUCAUGUACCAAUGUCUUGUGCCAUUUAGCCAUCAAAUUGACAUCAUCUGUUUUUCAGAUGGCAUUUAAUGAACUGAGAAGGCAGCGUGCAUUUUCGCUGAAAGAACGUGCCAUUAGUGGCCUGGCCAGUUUUUUGGUGAAUGAAGCCUUAUCAAAUGCCUUAAAAGAUUUACAGUAUGUAAAGAAGCAGAUAUUUACAAACACAGUUGCUAGGUUUGCUGCAGAUCUUGCUGAAGAGCUUGUUUUUGAAGGCAUCAUGGAAGUGUGUCAGUUUUCAUAUUCUCCAACACCUACAUCUCCACAGUGUCAGUCAUUUGACUUUGAAAACAAAAUAGUGAAGUCAUAUGCAAAAGACUUGUCUGAAUCUGUAAUACAGGAAGCAUUCAUUGAGCUAUCACAAGUUGAUGUGCCUUUCACAACAAAGGCAGCAGUUAGUUUAUCUACAGAUAACAUCAAGUAUGUGAGUGCAGAAAGUGUAGUACCAUCAACACAGACCUUCACAUUUUCCCCAUCUUUUAACAAUCAAGCAAUUAUGGUGACAAAACCAGUGCAGGAAUAUAAAAAGGCGUAUACAGUGCAGCAGGCCUUGUUUUGUACUUCAGGAAUUGUCACUUCCAUACCAGUGCCCUUGGCAGGAAGUGCCCUUCUCCCAUAUCAUAUUUCCUCUACUUUAUAUCAGGCAAAGUCUCAACUGUCAUCUGGUGAAAGUAAUUUAAAUGGUGAUUCUAUGCAAGCACAUGUUGCUACAAAACACAAAGAAGAAGUAGCUUGCCUCAGAAAUAUUUGUUUACCUUCAGAACACAAUCCGGGUGACCAAAAUGAUUGUAAACCAACUCAUGAUGUUGAAAUGCAAAGUUCCUCAAAAUUAACAACUGAUCCUGUGAUUAUUCGCAACUUCUCUGCAGCAAUGGUGCAUACAAUAGUAAAUGAAACUUUAGAGUCAAUGACAUCAUUUGAUGUUACAAAAGCAAUUGAUGAACACACAGAUUAUUUAACUGAAACAAUGAAGGGAAAAAUCUCUCCUUUUUCCCACUGUGAUCAAGCAACCCAACAGAGUGAAGUUAACAAUAAGGAUGUGUUUGCUGAACAGUUGUCUAAAUCUAUUAUUAAACAUUCCAUAGAUAAAAGCAAAUCAAUGAUCCCAAAUGUAGAUAAAAAUGUAGUACAUAAGGAAGGCUUGAUUGUUCCAGAAGAAGAAUCAAAGUUAACCUUAGAAAAGUUCCCCAAAUGUCUUGAGACUCAAGAUCACUUAUCUCACUGUUCAGUUUCAGUUGGAAAGGAUUGUGUUCCAGAAUAUAAAGAAUCUGUGGCUCAUGGAUUUUCUUCAGCAGCUCUACCACCUUGUACAAUAAUGGCAAGUCAAAAACCUGAUAUGAAGGAACCUGCCAGGGAUAAACCAAUAAAAAAGCAUAAUUCGAAUAAUACAGCACUUGAAGCCUUUUCUUUUGGACAGGAAAGCCCUUUUCACAACUCACAAAGUUUCUCUUCUACAGUCCUUACCUGUGCAGAUGGUUUGCAUGUUGAAGAUAAACAGAAAAUCAGAGACAGAAAUGUAACACCUGAUACUCCUCCAUCAACUCCUCUGGUACCAUCUCAAGCUAGUUCUGAGUGGGAUAUCAAGAAGUUAACCAAAAAGCUCAAGGGGGAAUUAGCCAAAGAAUUUGCACCGGCUACACCACCUUCUACACCUCACAACUCAUCUGUUUGUAGUUUGUCUGAAAGUGAACAAAAUACUAUAGAAAAAGAAGAGUUCAUGUUGAAACUCAUGCGAUCUCUUUCAGAAGAAGUUGAAAGUAGUGAAGGUGAAGAGCAUCCAGAAACGGAUGUGAAGUCAGAGCACUCAGGGAAGAAAGUCCAGUUUGCAGAAGCAUUAGCUACCCACAUCAUUUCUCUUGCAACUGAAAUGGCAGCCUCUCAUUUGGAUCAUAAAAUAACUCAAGAACCUGAGGGUCAAAGUCCUUGCUUAAAUUUACAGAGUCAACAGAUUAUAUCACCUACUCUUUUAAGUCAUUCAGAUGCAGAUUUACAGACCUGCAAUUUUGCAGGUGAUAUGGCAGCAGAGGUCAUUGCAGAAGCUGAGAAAAUAGCAAAAGUUAGAAGUUGUGUAUUUUUCAGGCAGAAGAAGAAUAGUUGUCAUAUUGAUGGAGACCAAGAUUAUAAAUUGGAAGAGAAGUUGGAAACUGAGGUUUUAGCACACCCAAGAGAAGCAGAUUCAUUUAUUCUUUCAUUACCACCAACUUAUUGUAUGCCAGGUCUGACAUAUAAGUAUCCCAGCUGUGAAAGUGUGACAGAUGAAUAUGCAGGUCAUGUUAUUCAAAUACUGAAACAGGAAGGUGGGAAUGGUGAGUUAAUAAUGGAUCAGUAUGCCAACAGGCUUGCUUAUCGAUCUGUUAAGUCAGGAUUACGUGAAGCAGCCAAGACAGCUAAAAUGAAGUACAACUCAAAAAUGUUCCCUCUGCAAAGCUCACAGUGGAAAACCAGCAACGAACUGUUAAUAUUCUCAAAUAAAGAGUACCAUGAAGAAGUAGAUAAAAAAGUACAAAGAAAAAAAAACGGAGGUCACCUUUGUAAAAAUCAAAGUUGUGAAAGGACCCAGGAUACAUGUAGAAAUGAGCACUCUGAACUCUGUAGUUUUUCGGCCUCUCUUGCUCACAGCAUAACAAGAGAUGUUAAAAAAGAGCUGAUAGCACCUACAAUUGACAUGCCAAAAUCCUUAACAGAUUCUUGCCUUUUUGAAAAAUCUGGAUGUAUUGAAGAUACUGAAUAUCUUACUGAACCAGAGUUUCCUAAGUCUCUUCAGCCUUCGACACAAAAUCAUGGAUUUUACCAUAGUACAGAUAGCUUAAGUGGAUAUGGAUGUGGAGAGAAUAUUGUUCAAGCUAUAGAACAGUAUGCUAAAAAGGUAGUAGAUGAUACUUUAGAGCUAAGUCUAGGAUCCACAGUUUUCCAAGUGUCUGAGACCGCAAGGUCAGCAGAUAGGAUCACUUAUGCAGAAAAGUUGUCACCCCUUAUAAAUCAAGCUUGCAGAUAUUGUGACCUUAAAGAACUCCAUGAUUGUACUGGAAAUUCAUCUCAGCAGUUUUCCAAACAGGGUUCAUAUGCUACAAAUAAGCCAGUUUCAAAUACAAAAUUUAGCAACGUUUAUCGAAAAUCUAGAAUUUUUCAUCUUGAUGUCCCUCAAAUUCAUGUUAAUCUUGAUAAAAAGACAGUGCUUGCUGAGAAGAUAGUUGCUGAAGCUAUUGAAAAAGCAGAGAGAGAGCUGAGCAAUACCAGUUUGGCAGCUGAUAGUGGCAUUGGACAAGAUGGCAUUAGCUUUGCUGAAAGUCUUACCACAGAAAUAAUGACGUCAGCCAUGACGAAUGUUGGACAUGCCAUCAGCAGUUCAAAAGAAAUAGAGGACUUUCAAUCAAUUGAGUCAUUUGGUAGCCAGCAGAUGAAUCUCAGUAUUGGUGAUGACAGCACUGGUAGCUGGUCCAAUUUAAGUUUUGAGGAUGAACACCAGGAUGAAAGCAGCAGUUUUCAUCAUCUGAGUGAAAGUAAUGGUAACAGCAGUAGCUGGAGCAGUCUUGGUUUAGAAGGAGAUUUGUAUGAGGACAAUUUAUCCUUUCCAACAUCAGACAGUGAUGGAGAAGAUGAGAAAGAUGAAGAUCAUGAGGACAAUGUAGAAGGUUUGGAGCAAGAUGGAAAGAUUCUGCUAAUCACAAACAUUGACAUGGAGCCAUGCACAGUGGACCCCCAGUUGAGGAUUAUUCUUCAGUGGCUUGUUGCUUCUGAGGCUGAAGUUGCGGAGCUUUAUUUUCAUGAUUCUUCAAAGAAGGAGUUUGUAUUACUUUCAAAACGAUUACAAGAAAAAGGAUGGAAAGUGGGAGACGUCCUGCAGGCUGUGUUUAAAUACUACGAAGUGGUGGAAAAGGCUUCCACUGAGGAGAGAUGCAAGUCUCUGUUUGAUUGGCUCUUGGAAAAUGCAUAGAACAAAUCCCCAAACAGUAUAUUUUAUUAUUUGUUUUGGGAGGGGAAGAAACAGAUAAACAUACUUAGGAUAAAAUUUGAGUAGUUAAUAUUAACGUUUUAAGUAAAAUGGGAGGAAAGUAAAUAUAGCUUUUAAGUGCUUUCUGUCCUCACAGUGUAUAUAGUUCAUACUUUUGUAAUCUCUGUCAAAAUAUUAUCUUCACCUAUUCUGUAUGGUUGUGUAGUGUGUUAGGACCCUAAGAACGUGUAUGUGGAGGAAGGUCAACUGGGAGGCUUUCGGGGCAUUGUCUAACAGCAUUCUUUUUGCAUACACACAGUGCUGCUUGAAACUACACUGAGGUGGCUGAGGAGGAGUUUCCAUGAUAAAGAGAGUUUUGCUCUUUUGCAUACAAAUGGUAUCUGACUAAUGACUAUCUGACAUCAAAAGUAAAAUUGAGCCUUUUUUGAUUUCAGUAGAUUCAUAGGCUUUGGUCCUGCUUUUUUAAAAAUCAGUUUUAUUAACAUAGAUUAGCUAUUAGAAGUUUCUUGAUUUCCCCAAAUUUUAAUUUCUUAGUAAAUAACUUUAGUGUCUUAGGUUUUUGUAAACAUCAAAAACUAUAGUUUUCCCAGCCUUCCAUCAAAGGACAUUAUCUGCCAGUGCUGCAGAUUGUCCUGGCAUGAAAGUGAGUAUCUGUGUGUGUGUUUAAAGGAGAACUUGAAUCUUGCCAGUGGUUUUUUUCUUCUUCUUCUUUUUUUUUUUUUAUUUUUUAUUUUUUUUCUUAGUUAGAAACACCCUAUUUAACAUUAAAAAGGUGCUUCAAAAUAAAAUGCUUAUGAAGAUUGUGCAGUAAAAAUUUUUGUCUUUUAUUCUAUAAUUGAGGUUAAGGUUGCAAAACAUUCAAAUUUUUAAAAUUAAUGUUAAAUAUGGAAAUACAUUCAGAGGAGCCUAAUAAUGGUUUUCAUUGUUGAAUUUUUUUAAAAAACUCCCUCCUUUAUCAGGAAUUAUUUUUUUUCCUAGAAAAAUGGGGAUUUUCCAUCUUUCAAUGAAAUAUGUCUACUGUUUUGUAAAGUUUUGACAUGAUUUUUCUGGGCUCUCCAUUUCCUAAUACUUUGUCUUCAAAAACUGCAAGUUGACAUGAAUAAGAGGACUGAGAUUAUGUCUUGGUUUUGUAUGUGUGUGUUAGUAUGUGUAAGUUUUGGGUUCUUCUACUAGUGGAUUUUGUAAUUGAGGGUGAGUCACUUUCUGUGGGGGCUUUAAUUUUGUUCCAUUGCAUUUUCUUUUGUCCUGAGCACUGACAGUUCUGGAAGCUGUAGAAAACAUAGCAUCUGCCAGGGAGUAGGAAAUCAGGGCACUUACAUUAAUUCAAAUUAAAAAAUAUGGUAGAGAAAUGUGUUUUAUAAUGAAAGACUCAAAUUUGCUUUUUAAGAAAAAUGCCAAAAGCUAUUUAAAUAUUUUGAGGUUGUAUUGUAAGCUUUGGUUUUUCUCAGUUUAAAAUAACAGACACAGGGGAGGCUUUAAACAUAAUUUUCCUAAAGGUUUUUCAAGUAUUUUUAAAGAUGAAAAAGCAGGAAAUGUAUAACCAGAAUUGUUUCUGUCUGAGGCAGCACUGGAUUGAGUUUUAAAUGUUAGGACCAGGAAUGUUUGCUUUUGUUAACUGUAAGGUAGAUUAGUUGAUUAUCAAGUUUAGAUUGCAGUUUUACAAGUAACUUUCAAAUUGAUUUAGUAAUUUGGAUGUAUGUAUGGGUUUGAUUAACAGCAAAACUGAGUUCUGAAUUUCUUUUAAAAUAACAUGAUAAUAUAGUGUAGUUUUGUAAAACUGUUUGAAAAUGCUUAUUUCUGUUAAUAGAAUAAUCACUUUGAAGUAAGGUUUCCUCAUAUUCUUCUUUUUUUUUUUUUUGCUGGAGCUGUGCUGGGUUCAGAGUUCCUCUAUUUAACAAUUACCUGAUGACAGGCCAAUCAUUAGGUAUUAGCAUGUGUGGUAAUAAUAGUGGAACUCCAUACUUAAAUCAAUUCAGUGCAGGAGGAUAGAGAAAAUAUUAACUAUUGAUAGGUGUGAAAAGAGGUGUGGGUUCAGCAUACUUAUAUAGAGAGAAAAUGUUUGAGAAUAGAGCAGUAUCUCUUAAUUAAGUACAGUCUAAACUUUCUUUAAAAGCACUUUGUGACUUUCCAGAGACACUCUAGAUCUGUUUGGUUGCUCAGUCUUCAGAACAGCUGUGUUGAGGAUAGCUGUGUCUUAUUUUAUUACAAAUUGGUUUUGACAUAUUUAUAUGGUAACAUUGUAAUAUUGCCAUUCUGUUCAUUUUGGUCCUAAUGAAAUAUGUCUUUAGAACUGUUAAAAUUGUGUUGUGCAAUGAACUGAAUUCUUUUGCUUACCCAUUUUAAAAUUGUCCUGCCAACUGUGGAAAGAAAGUGAAUGACACCUUUGACAAGGAGUUUUCAGAAUAUUAUUUCAGACCUUUAUUAUUUCAGAAUAUUAUUUUGCUUGGCAAAAUAUGCUUUAGGAUGCACUAAAAUUUUGUUAGCAAUAGCUUAAAAAAAAAAAAAAGAAUACAAGUCUUUCAUGUAGUUCUUUCCCUAAGCCAAGUUUAAAUUACAUUUACAUUUUUGGUAUUAGUAAUGUUGAUACUGAAAAUAUUUCCUGAUUUAUUCAAAGGAUGAUUCAUUUAUAAAUUACAUAUGAAGGUAACUAUCUAUUGGAUGGUUUGAUAUGAUUUAAUGGUGUUAUAAAACAUUUGAGAGUGUUCACUCGGUGAUGAUAUGUGAUAUCUUUAUACUUUGAAACAUGUUCUACUUACCUUUCUAGAUAUUUGAUGUAAAUUAAACUCAAUUCAUAAUACAUUUAUUCUGCUUACAUAUGGGUUUUAUGUUGCUGUUAGGAGAAUUUAAUUCCCUAUUAAGUGCACCAUGUAUAAAGUGAAAGAUAGUUUGCCCAUUUGACAUUAGGUGACUUUGAUGUUAGGGCAUAUUUCUUAAAUGCCAAGUGUAAUCUUCAUUCAUCAUCAGAGUCCAGAUUCAAAUGUCUGCUUAAUUAUUUAGAUAAUAUUAUUCCACUUAAUAUCAUCAGUUUCCCAGCAGUAUAUCACUUUACAUUUUAUGUUUUUCAAAGAAAACUUUACACAGAAUUUUUUUAAAAUGUGAUGCAUCCAUACUCAGGGUAGGAAAAAUACUUUCCUUUAAAAACCCUGUCCACCUGUCAUCAGCACAAGAGAAUUAGAGCAACAGGAGAAAUUAGAAAAAUUGUACUGCAGAGUGAAAUGUAUUUUUUCUCAUUUUCAGCAAAAUCCCUGUGAGCAUUUACUCAUUUACUGUAUUCCUGCUGUGAAGAUGCAGAUGCAGUGUUAGUCACUCUUGUCACUUUAUUUAUUUAUUUGUUUACCAUCCAUGUACAUUCCUUUCAUAUGAAUAGAGUUGUGAUUCUAGAAGUUCUCAUUUUGUUUCUGUUGUAAUGUUGAAUACUAUUUAAUGCCCAGUUUUAAUAUUGCUGAAUUUGCUAACUUUGGUUAACUGUGCAGUGUUAAAAUAAUCCACAUUCUUGUUUAAUUACUAGAUAUAUAGCAAAAGCAGCCUUGAAUAAUUAUAGCUGUUUAUUUGGCUGUGCUCAGUUACUACAUUAUAAUCUUGUACUGUUUAAUUGUAACUUUUUUUCCCUCUUCAGUAAUUUAAUGUUUGCUUAUCAAAAUAUAAACUUUAAGAUGCACUAAAAUUUUGUUAGCAGUAGCUAAAAAAAAAUGUUUCAGAAAUUACUUUUGUAAUAAUUUGCAAUUAUUUGUUCUUUUAUCUUACAGUUGUU
Messenger RNA from Marmota flaviventris (yellow-bellied marmot), 9612 nucleotides. RefSeq names its product A-kinase anchoring protein 11 (gene Akap11). Gene Ontology annotation, molecular function: protein kinase A binding. Lineage: Eukaryota; Metazoa; Chordata; Mammalia; Rodentia; Sciuridae. Gene Ontology annotation, biological process: intracellular protein localization. The record is from RefSeq and is a predicted model, not a curated record. Gene Ontology annotation, cellular component: cytoplasm.